AUGCAACUCACUACUCUGACUGCCUUCCUCGCUGCGGCUACCAUUGCCCUGGCCAACCCAGCACCCACCUGUGGUACCUGCAAUCCCGUCUCUGGCCAGAACAGCUGUGACAUUACUACCUCGUGCAUCAACACGGGCUCGACCUUCCACUGCGCCUGCCGUGCCGGUUACAAGGCCUCCGAGCACAACAGCGAUAUCCACUCCCAGUUCCGUCUGAAUAUGCCCAACUACGAGUUCCUGGUCUUCGUUCCGGAGAACACUGCUUGCAACACUCUGUGCGACAACCCAUACGCUGCGCCUUCAGAUCUGUGCAAUGAGGUCAAGAAGUGGAACUCCUGCGCUGUCUAA
Messenger RNA from Penicillium daleae, 348 nucleotides. Its product is annotated as putative adhesin. Lineage: Eukaryota; Fungi; Ascomycota; Eurotiomycetes; Eurotiales; Aspergillaceae. The transcript has a single exon. The coding region runs from base 1 to 348 and encodes 115 amino acids. The record is from RefSeq and is a predicted model, not a curated record.